Gadus chalcogrammus (walleye pollock) is the source of this 1386-nucleotide messenger RNA. RefSeq lists its product as uncharacterized. NCBI's taxonomy places the organism in Eukaryota, Metazoa, Chordata, Actinopteri, Gadiformes, Gadidae. The transcript has 5 exons. The record is from RefSeq and is a predicted model, not a curated record. The coding region runs from base 4 to 993 and encodes 329 amino acids.
CAUAUGAAUGUAUAUAUCACACUGUGCCUACAUUAUACAGAACAUUACUACGAUCCUGAAAGUGGUUCAGGCUACAUUGCAUGGCGGUUGAAGACAAUUCAACGAAAAGCUGCUGAGGAAAGAGGUCCUGCAGUUAGUACAUCUCCUAAAGUUGGUGGGCCAGGCCAUGGGCGUACUAGACCCUUUACUGCCGACAGAGUCCUGACUGACGAGGAAGUGGAAUGCGCUUUCGCUUUGUUGAGACACACUGCUGAUGAGGAGACCAUCCGUGAAAAGAUGAAAGUCACUUUCGCAUACCGCCACGCCAUGGUCAAUGAUGAGAACAAAUCAGCAGAGGUCUUCUCAGUAUUUCCACGGUUCCUAGACACACCAGGACUGAUGGAACAAGAUUUUAGAGUGAUGUUUGGUGAGCAAACUGCCAACAAGUUCAUGGAGAGGUGGCCUACCACUUUCAAAGCAGGAGUCAUUAAGGAAAGCCAUGGACUAGUCCCCUCCACAGACCUUCUUGAUUUAAUGCGCAACGCUGAGACAUCUACUGAAGUUGAAAAAGGCUGGGACAGUGACAUGUCUGCCAUCAUACUGCUGCUACAUCUGCUACCACCAUCUGCACAGGGACGAAAGAGGCCAGGGAAGAUAUCAGCAUCUAAUGCAGUUGAUCACCUCAUCAAAUUCCAAAAGACGGGAACAAGCGUGCAGCAGCAUCUUGACAACAUCGCUCAAAGCAGUCAGCCCUACCUUGCUCAGGGACCCACAAAAAGCAGCAUUCACUCUUUCUUCAUUGCCAUCGACAAGCAUGCACUUCAAUGCCAAGCCACCAGCUCGGUUGGAGCCCUGGGUGAGCUCUUCAAGGCCCACUAUGUGUUUGGUACAUCUUACAGUCCUGCCUUGAACAACUUUUUCACUUUUCUGCAAACUUCCAUUUACAACAUUGACGUGGGGAAAACUAAGGAAACGCCAAGAAUUGCAGAGUUGCGAGCGAGAAUGGUGCGUUAGGCACUCUUGAAAUUAAACAAUGAGGUGCUUUCUUUGCAGCAAUGUCUUUGGUGAAGCAAACAAUCUAGUAAAGCACCUCAAAGUAAUACAUGGACUCUGUACGGGAAGGACUCUUUAUCUUCAAUGUGGCCAAGUGGGAUGCUCACGUUUUUUCAAUAGUUUUUCUGGUCUUAGGAAGCAUCUGAAUAAGUGUCAUGUGAAUAGUGCAUGUGAUGUUAUUGUUGAAACUGAACCUAUGUAUGUUGUCCCAUAUUGUUAUCUCUGAGGAGUUAUCAGGAAAUAAAUGGUGCUACAGUACCUGAUGGUGUGUAUUGUCUUAUAUUAUAGCAGUUAAAAACAUUACUAUUUCAUUAAAAUAAAAUAUAAAUAUACACUAUAUAGUGUAUUUUAAGA